Schizosaccharomyces japonicus yFS275 is the source of this 1829-nucleotide messenger RNA. RefSeq names its product RSC complex subunit Rsc58. Lineage: Eukaryota; Fungi; Ascomycota; Schizosaccharomycetes; Schizosaccharomycetales; Schizosaccharomycetaceae. The transcript is spliced from 2 exons. The coding region runs from base 338 to 1582 and encodes 414 amino acids. The record is from RefSeq and is a predicted model, not a curated record.
ACGUAACAGCGGUAGUACUCCGUAGUAUGCCAUACAUUCUGCUUGCGAAGCCACGAUAUACUCGUUAUGACGUGUCUCAGUAGAGUUUUGUUCACGUCAUGGCGGACACCGCAGGGACCGAUCUAGGCAAAUGGGAUUCCUCUCGUCCGCUUGCCUCUCCGCAUACAUGCACCUUAGCCUCGCACACACUAUCAUUUCUAAUCUUGUAACACGGUAUUUAGACAUACCGCACUUCUUGUGAGAGUUACCGCACCCCUACCUAAAUGCUCCACCAAAAAACCACUUGUGUCGGGCUUGCAUAGCAAAGCCCUACGCAUCUCGUGUGUGACGAGCGAAAAUGCUUAAUGCAAAAACUGUAACGAACGUGCUGGAGAGCACACCAGCUGGACAGACGAUUCUCUCUUUGUCCGUUUCAAACAAUCAAAAGUCAUUACGAGAAAAACUCUCGGAGAACUUGUACUCUUCGUACUUAGAUCUAGACGCGGAAUUCCGUCAAUUAUGUGUUGCCAAAAUCAAGCAAUUGUCUCCGGAAGAACCGUUGUAUUGGCAGAUUGAUCAUCUUUACCUCGUACUACACAAAGCUUUUGUCGUAGAAGCCAAUCGGUCUGGACAAAACCAAAAUCAGGAAAGUGAUGGUGCUGUCGCUGCUGCUCUUGCUCCUAUGUCUGUACCUGAAAGUACUGGCAUUGUCAAUCAUGACAACGGGCUCCCGACAAAGGACACAUCGUCUUUCUCUCAUGCACUUCUAAUGCUCACAACAGCGGGACCCAUGUUCACAUCCACGGCAAAGUUGUCGUCCCUCGACCCUCGGCUACCAGAUGGAGGAAAGAUUGCUGCUUCCACUGCGGUUGUUCCCGUGGAUGCCAAAGCUUCGCCGAUGGAUCCAAAGCUGCGUCAAGUAUCGCCUACCUAUUCAUUCAAGCCGUCUAACCCUGUCAUGCCAUACCAACCCACACACAUCAAGCUGCCGUCCGCUUCGCGGAUAUCGAGUGGACCCUUUCAAAGUUUUUUCCCUACAAAAGAUCAAGAUGCAUCCGUCGUUCCAGAAGCGCUGUUUCAGUCUGCCGUCUGGCAUGUUCAGUCAGCAAAAUAUCAGUCCUCUUCUACCAAUGAGCUGCUCGACGUAGACUUCAUACGCGAUAACCUGCACGUUUUGUCUGACGAUGUAUAUGCUGAUGCUCCUAUAUCACAGCGGCUACGUGAAUUGAAUUCUCGGUUGCUGCAGCUUAAUGAGAUGCAAGCAGCCCGUCUCAUCUCUGCACCUCUUGACUCAAUCCCGCAAGCCGAAUUGCAGUUAACGCACAGCAUCGAGCAUGAUCUUGCUGAUCUUGUACAAACAUAUGAACUUUCACCCGAAACCGUGGCACAAGCCGGAAGCAUCGACCUUUCCUUUACGGCUCCAGGUCCACUAUACCAGGGAACUCUGCCACCCGUAGUGCCGGCAGCCAUGGACGCGGCAGCCAUUCACAUGUCCAACCGGGCUCUUUCUGCGCAUCCUGCUAUGAACUAUGUCUGGGCGCAAGCACCGGCGAGAGCAUCUCCCGAUGUUCAUCGCAGAAGCGGAAGCAAAUCGCGCAAGUAAUUUCGCUCAUUCGUGAAUCAGUCAUACGCGCUUGCUCGUCCAAGGACUCUACUAAUCCCCUGUAGCAGGCUGGCGCCACCAAAACUGUCUCGCGUGUUCAUAUGCUCUAUAUAGAAUAUAAAUUAUGAAACUAGACCAGUAAACCCUUAUCCAUCUUUUGUUUGCGCUGCGUGGUGCGCAAAAAAGUGCUCUAUAUUCAUCUAUUCUAGCUUCGCGUUUGCUUAAACUAGCCAGUUACACAAUAAGC